Molecule: messenger RNA, 357 nt
Organism: Striga asiatica
Lineage: Eukaryota; Viridiplantae; Streptophyta; Magnoliopsida; Lamiales; Orobanchaceae
Source: the annotation of a GenBank genome assembly
AUGUGGCCACAAAGCAUACCAAAAGAAAAGGAUGGUCAGGCUGCUUGUCAACUGCUUUUCCGCAAGAGAAAAGAGGCUCCUAGACGAAGUGCAUAUACAUUAACAGCGUUCCAGCCUAAUGGGGCAUCCUCCUUCUCUCGAAACGACAGAUCCCGAAAGUGCCAGUUUCUCCUGACCCAAGGGGAGUUAGUUUCGAACUAUAAUCGAGAAAGACGUACGAGUGGGAGGAGGAGUCCCAAAGCGCGUAGAUUGAUCUCAUUUGGAAGCCAGGAGUGGAACUUGAGGCGGCAGCUCAGAAGGUCAGGUCAGAAGUCGAUUCCCUUUCUGGGGCAAAUAAUAGGCCCGGAGCUAAUUUGA